CCUCCGCACGUACACCGUUCUCCGGUAAUUCUUCUAGCGCCACCGCGACGGCUCACUGAUCGACCGAGCGGGAGGAGGAAGAGAGCGAGCGAGUGAUAGAGUGAGACAAGAGAUUCAUCGCGAUCGUGCCGCUGCAUCGCAGCGUCGGCGGAGGAGAAGGGUGUCGCGAGUGGAUGCAGCAGGGGGGGAGGAGGAGGAGGAGGAGCAUGCGGCCGGCGGGUUCGUCGUACUACGCCGUGCUCGGCGUCCACCCAGGCGCGUCGGCCGCCGAGAUACGCGCUGCGUACCACCGCCUCGCCAUGAAGUGGCACCCGGACAAGAUCACCAGCUGCCGCGUGGAUCCGGAGGAAGCCAAGAACAGGUUCCAGCAGGUGCACGAAGCAUACCAAGUGUUGUCGGACGAGAAGAGGAGGGCGCUCUACGACGCCGGCGUGUACGAUCCGCUCGACGACGACGACCAGGAGGACGUCGAGGGCUUCCACGAGUUCCUUCAGGAGAUGGUAUCCCUCAUGGCCACGGUGGGAAGAGAGGAGCCGGUGUACAGCCUGGACGAGCUCCGCUCCAUGCUCGACGGGAUGAUGCAGGAUUUCAGCUCGUCGGAAUCGCCUUCGCCGGGCGGCUUCUUCGCCGGCGCGGCAGGCGGCUCCUCGCCGUUCGCCGAGCCCCGCGCGCAGCAGCCGCGCGGCUCCGCUUCGACGCACCCGCAUCCGCAGGGGGUCGGCAGCUCCGCCUGCCUCAGCCGGAUGGCCUUCCCAAGCUACUGAGAUCCACCAACGGGCGCAAAGAUCAUCUGCAUAGAUUAGCCUCGUCGCCUCGAGGAGACAUCUCAUCGUCGUCAUGAUCCAUUGGUCUCUGGACUCUGGAGGUUGAUGGAGCUUGGUUCUUGGAGCAUGCAUGUGGAAAGGUGGCGGGGGUGGGAACUCGAAACAUUUUUUUGUUCUGUUCUUUGCGUUGUUUGGGCUGCAACGAGAACUGUCUACACUGUACGAGCGUGUGACAUCACGGACACUGUAUCUGCCUUUGUACAGCUGGUGCAUGACGGCACGUCCUCGAGGGAUGAUAUAGUAUUGUUGCUGUUGUUUCCUGCAGUUAGGGUGACGAUGGUGUGAAACUUGGUACUCUUGUCUUGUCGCUUGAAAAAACCGUGCUUCGUGUGACCGUCUGGAAGGCAGACAAGACGACGGAGCCAGAGGGAUGUUCUUAUCUCUGAUCGUAGAGUGCAUUUUUUGUUGGCACGCGUCUUUAGCCGUUACUCCAUUCGUCUUCGUUUACUUAUUACUGAUCAUUAUUGAUCACUAAUAACAUGUACAUCGCACAUCACUAUGUAAUUCUAAGGAAAGAAGCGCAAUUAAAGUUAAUAAAUAAACAGUUACU
Messenger RNA from Oryza brachyantha (malo sina), 1374 nucleotides. Its product is annotated as chaperone protein dnaJ 6-like. The record is from RefSeq and is a predicted model, not a curated record. Lineage: Eukaryota; Viridiplantae; Streptophyta; Magnoliopsida; Poales; Poaceae. The transcript is spliced from 5 exons. The coding region runs from base 174 to 764 and encodes 196 amino acids.